UGUACUGUAACUUGUUCAGCCUAUAUCUGCAUGAGUGUGUGUGCAACACGUAUGUAUAGUGUGAAUUAAAAGGAGUUUUAGUGACACAGCAAAAGAAUGUUCACGUCAGAAUUAGGUUUUCCGAAAAAUUAAUAAAAUUUUACGCGGCAGUAUCGCCUUCUGGAACCACUCCAGUUACUCGGAUCCUCGUAUUUCGUGCACUGUCCUUUUUCCCCUGUAAACAACCGAGUAUGUUUCAUCUGAGACCCUUGGUGAAGAAGAAACAGAGGAAGAAGACGGAUCGCCUAGGAAUACCGUACCAUACCAUACUGAUUGCAUCGGAGCCAAGAUGAAGAACUUCAGCGUACAAGAGGCGUACUGGAUGCUGCCGCCGACGCUAGGUAUCAAGAGGCGGCCAGCGUUCAGCCUCGGCUUCAACGACUACGUGCACAGACCCCACGGGCUGUUCGACUGCUUCGAGAUCCUGGGUGGCGUGACCGUGUACAUGAUGAUGUCCUCGACGCCGUGGAUGGCAUCUCGGGCGACGCGCUUCCUGUAUGCGUGCUCCCUCACGUGCAGCCUCUGCGGAGUCCACAUGAUCGUCUCCAGCAUGCUGAGCCCCACCUCCGCCUUCUACCUGCCGCGCACCUUCUACUACAUCCUCUUCCAAGGCGCCGGCGCCGGCUGCUACGUGAUCAGCUGCAUCUCGAUCAUGCACGAGGUCCAAAAAAUGUCAUCGCUUUGUAUCAUCGGACUGAGCACGGGAGGGCUGCACGCUCUGCACUUCACGUACACCUUCUACAAAAUGUACAUCGAACCUAGGGGCUUCGGCUUGUUCUGAGAACCUCGUUUCCUCAGCCGUAAAGCCGAAGGUCGCGAAAAAAAAGCAGCCCGGCGUUCUCAAAAUCAAUGUGCCUGCGUGUAUUUCUUUCAGCGUAUUUGGGCGUAGGUGCUUGCCAAAAUUGAAAGCUUAAUGGGGCCACUGUAACACUGCCCUUUUGUUUGCUCUCAUUCAAUGAAAAAUAAAUGAAGCCUGGAAGU
Dermacentor albipictus is the source of this 1020-nucleotide messenger RNA. RefSeq lists its product as uncharacterized. Lineage: Eukaryota; Metazoa; Arthropoda; Arachnida; Ixodida; Ixodidae. The record is from RefSeq and is a predicted model, not a curated record.